Anopheles aquasalis is the source of this 5158-nucleotide messenger RNA. RefSeq names its product RALBP1 associated Eps domain containing (gene Reps). Gene Ontology annotation, cellular component: plasma membrane; cytoplasm. Gene Ontology annotation, biological process: endosomal transport; endocytosis. NCBI's taxonomy places the organism in Eukaryota, Metazoa, Arthropoda, Insecta, Diptera, Culicidae. Gene Ontology annotation, molecular function: protein binding; calcium ion binding. The record is from RefSeq and is a predicted model, not a curated record.
UUGGGAACGAGAUUCGUGGUGGUUUUGUGCGAAAAUUUGGAUCUCUGCGGUCCUCUCGGACUCACUCGAAGGACUGCAGCGGCAAAAAGGGGGUCGGGUGGAACUACGGAAUAUUACAGUAACAACGGCUGGUUGGUGCAGAUCGUCGCCCAUUCCGUCUCUCGCUGGCACCACACUCCGAGAAAGCAGGGCCAGAAGAGCCGUGCCGUGAAAGUGUAGUUGAUUUUGUUGCCGGCCCGUAUCGUCCUUGGGGGCACGUUUUGUUUGUGUAAUUGUUGCUCGGGCUCGUGCGUGCGUGCGUGUGGCAAGAGACAAAUCCGAGUUGCCCGGAUUGUCCGGGUUGCUGGAGUGUCGAGACCGUGUGCCAGACUUGUGACGUAGGCCAUCCGGCUGGAUUGGGCAGUGGCGAAUUGCGGCGGUCGCAAAGGAGAGAAGCAGCGACGCAAUCAGGUCCAGGACUUUGUAGCGUCCGAACCGUCGAGAAGUAGUAUUAUUGGCCACAGCGGGUGCGGCGCGGUGCGAUGGAUGAGCUAAGCGAGGCGGAACUUCGCUACUACAAUGACCUGUUCAAAAUCUGCAGCGAGGCGGAGAGCGGAGGCAAGAUCCCGGCCCUCAAGGCGACCUCGCUGUUUCGUUCGGCCAAUCUGUCCAACGAAACCAUAAACAAGAUCACCGCACUGGUUGGAAUACCACAAACGGCGCUACAUUUGUCGCGGCAGCAGUUCUACGGAUGCCUGAAGCUAAUCGCUGCCUACCAAGCGUCGGUACCGCUGCGAGAGGAAAUACUGACCAGUUCGUACAACCUUCCACUGCCGAAGUUUAGCUGGAUCGAUCCUAUUGGACCAACAACAAGCAGUAUCGAUCCCGUGUCCAAUACCGCGGCGGCCCUUGGCAACGCCGGUACCAGCGAGCGAAAUGGUUACGUAGAGGUGAAACAUAGAUCCAGUGUAGCUAGUAUCGUCACCGGGAAUCAUCUACCGCUUAGUGAACCGGUAUCGACAAUCGGAGGAUCGGCGCAAGACAGCAGCACCUCGACAGGCGGUGAACAGACAAACUCCGACCAACCGAGCACCGACUCGGAGGUGGAACAUAACGAUCACGAACCAGCUUCAACAGCAGCAUCGUCAGCGAUGGUCCCAGGAAGUAUAGCUCGGAACGAACGGCACAACAUGGUUGGCAUGCUGAAGGGCGGUGGCGUUGUGAUGGUGGGCGGAACUCACCCCAUGGGUGGAGGUGCCACUACCGGUGGUUCACCGGAAGCCUGGAGCACAGCGAGUGACAGUCCAACGCCGACGAACAGCGUUGCGGAGCGUCCUUGGGCCAAUCAGAAUCUCUGGCAGGGGUUGGUCUGUGAAGAGCAGCGCCAGCUACUUGGCACGGAGGAAGAAUCAUCAGAUCGGCAUAGUAGCGACGAGGAAGAGGAGCAAGAGAUUGAUCUAGAAUACUUUUACCAAAUCUCUCAAACGCAGAAGGACUACUAUCUGAAGCAGUUCCGUACUAUUCAGCCCGAUAUACACGGAUUGGUCACUGGACCCGUCGCCAGGGUGUUUUUUGAAAAGUCGCGCAUCCCAAUCGACGAACUUCGUCACAUCUGGCAGAUGUGUGAUGUGACGCGAGAUGGUGCCCUCAAUUUGGCUGAAUUUACGGCCGCCAUGCAUCUGGUGGUGCUGCGAAGGAACAACAUACCCGUACCUGCUUCGCUACCACCCUGUCUGCUGCCCAAGCUACUUCAACAUUCUUUACUGCAACCGGGUGCACCGUCAUCGGCUACAGUUGGCGGUAGCGAGAGUUCCACUAGUGGUAGCGGAUCAUCAGUAGUGACUGCUACUAUCACCGGAGGAAGUGCAACCGGUGCCGCCAGCAGUAAUGGUGGUAACAUCACCGAACGAUCGGAACCAGCCGAAGCUGAUCUGCUACAUCUCGAAAGCGAUGAUAAUGUGGUGGAUGCGAGCACGACCAACCGGAAACGAUUCGUUGCCAAAGACUACCAGCGUAUGGUACCGGUACCGGAUUCGCUCGCUUUUGUGACAGCAACCGCAACGACGGCGGGCACGAGUGCGGCGAUCCCUGCAUCGCACGACAGUCCACCGUCCGGAUCGGUAUCUUCGGGUGCCACAGGGACCGGUUCCGGGUCGGUGGCGCUUGCCACCAAGGGCAGCGGUAGCAGUGGCAGUAAUACAAGUGGUAGCAGCGCUGCCGUGACAACGGCUGCAUCCGUGGCUGUCGGUGGCCGUAAAACACCGCCAAACAUCUCGCCUCCUAUACUGACGCAAGCGGCCACACAACAGCAAAACAACUACCAGGGUGCAACAAAACAGCCGUUGGAUCAAGUUGUAACGCCCCCGAAUGUUGGUACGAAGCAACAAAAGGAAUGGAACUCGACGACGAAAGAAUGGACCAAGUUCAUGGAAUCCCCAACAUCGAACGUCUCUAGUCCGGGGCCGAAACCGGUUAACUUUGACCUGCAGCGUACGACGCAAGCGAUCGUUUCCGAUCCGCAAAUUUUGCAUCCAGUUCCGCUGCGCGUCACCCCCGUAGGUGCUGAAGCGAUUGAUAGUAGCAGUCUAGUCUAUAGUGAUGUUAAUCAUGGUACGGCCAACCUGCUCGUUGCUGCUGGUCAGCAGUCCGAUGAAGCGAACCCAAAGCAAGCAGCAACCUCUCUGCAGCAGCAACACUCACACCACGCGACACCACGCGAUUCGCUCACAAACAGCAGUGAUUUACGUGCCAUCCAGAGACCACAACCGAAAAAGCCACCAUCGAAGGGUGUUGGUGCUAUUCCUCCUCCACCACAGCGGGAAUCCGUUGGCGGUAGUAUGCUAUCGUCAAAUGAUGCGACGAUGACGAUAUCACUCGAUGGGUCCGGUUACUCUGGAAUUGUUGGGGGAACGGUUGCGACGGCGGCAACAGCAUCAACCUUAGCGAAGAAAGCAUCCGUCGAUCAGCAGCAACCGCCACCACCGUUGCCACCACCGAGACCAUCUGCUCAUCGACACACGCGCAGCAGCAGUCUAGAUCUGAACAAACUGAAGCUAGGUAGUAAUGCGGCUCCCCUCAAGAUGCCGCCACCGCCGGAAGUGCCACCGAGGGUAAACACUCCACCGGCACCACCAACCGAUCAGCAGCAAGCUGGUACUGCCGCUGCUCACCAUCACCAUGCGUUUGCGGAUUUUACGCACUUUCCUAGCACCACCGGCGGAUACCGAGGAGCAGUGCCGUUGGGUGACCCGAGCAACAUCACCACAAUCCAUCUGGAUGCAGCCGGUAAUAUGACGCAUCAUUCCACGCCACCACGCAGCUCGGGCACGCUACCAAAGUCGCUCGUUAUGCAUAACACUCCUCGGCAGAGCGCCUUUGAGGUAUACCGGAAACCAUUGUCGAGCCAGCGUAGCUCGCAGUCACCGCCACAGCAGCAGCAGCCACCAUUAGUUACGUCUCGCAGCGUCGAAUGUUCGGGCGGUGCGACCGCUCAGCCUAAUUCGCUUGGUGCGACGGAUUACGACAAGCGCAUUUCGGCGCUGAGCGAUAGCCUGCGGCAGGUACGCUUCAAGAGUGCCGAUCCACCGCCCGUCAUGCCGGAUGUUUUGAAGCAGCUCAAGGAGCAAAAUUUGCUGCUACUGCGAAUAUGCAAUGAUCUAAGUGAGGAGCUGCUGCAUAUUCAGCAGAAGCGGGAAGACAUUCGCAUCAAGAUCGAGCUCCAGGAGCAAAUUCUGGGCGGUGAUAGUGCCGGGGCAAUGCUAGCCACCACAAGCGGUCCAUCCUCGCUACCUUCCUCAUCGUCGGUAACGCAACAUCAUGCACAUCAUGCACAACAGCAGCAACAUCAUUCUCAUCACGCCAAUCUAUAAAAAUAAUACUAAUUGUAAGGAGACGUGGUGGUUCGGUUCGGCAUCAAACUGCCCCUGUGCUCGAUUAUUACAAUCUCAUUCUCGCUCAAUACGUAGGCGAAGCCAGUCGGUAUACAUUUGGGCAUCCUGUUUUUAAUGUAAUGUUUGCAUCGUUGCUUACGGAGUUGUUUCAAAUCAGCGCUUUCUGUAAAGAUGUGGUAUUAACCCUCCCUGUUGGUUUGUAAGGAAUACAAUUCCACUUUUACUUGCGAUGGUAAAUGUGGCUUGUUGUAACAGGAACGGAAUGGAUUCGUUUCAUGCGUCUGUAAUUUAUUGGUUUACUUGAUUUCAUCCAGCUUUAUCAACAAAACGAUUUGCCGCGCGGGGGAAAUCGUUAUCGAAUGUUUUCGUCUCAAGGUAAAGAUGUAGCAUGCGAUCGUCAAAGUGGCUCGAUGGGGGCGGGGUGCUUGCUAGAGCAGCCAAGGUUGUUGUUGUAACUCUUUCGAAUGAGUAAAUCGAAAGGCUGUAAGGUGAGGGGUAUCAGUUAGAAUGCUAGCUCUAGCAUACAUGCCUCCAAUGUCUAAGCCAACACAGAAUUAUUUUCAAUGUUUCUUUAAAAAUGUAUUUAAACCGCCAGUGAGCUGUUAUCGUAUAUACCAUUAUCGGCCCGAUGAAGCACAAUAAAACUAGAUAUGAUAAACGAAGAUUGAUCACUGUGAGUAAUAGCGUUGAACAUUAGAUUCGUUUUAACACCCUUUGACAACGGAAAACGGAAUAGCAUGACAUAAUCUUACCUACUCAAAAAUCAUGCGAACGUAUGGAACAUAAUAGGAUCUAUAAUGCUGUGUUAGACGUUUAGCAAUUUCGGAAAAUCUAGAUGAAUACACACAGACCUAAAGGCAUAUUUUGCGAUUCUUAUCAUUACCCGAUCAAAGAGCGUGGUAGAAAACCAAAAAGCCAACCAUCCCAACGCGAUGGAAUCUCUUCACUUAAACCCAACAGCAGCUACAGGGUUGCGCCACGAUUGCUCCGGUGCUGGAAAGGGUGAUAUAAAUGAAUAAAAGUAAAUUGACAAAGGAAAUAAAGCAGAGGUCGCUCGCACUGAUUGUUGGUAUCACAAGUCGAUAGUAUCAAAUCGAUGUACUACUACGAUGUCUACUACUUCUACCAGUAUAAACGAAGAUCACCAGCGAACGAUGUUCACGGUUAAAAUACCAUGCAAAGAACCACAAUAGUGUUAGACGAUUGAACAGAAUUCGAAUUCUCGAAAGGUUACUGCUGGAAGAGCGUGAUCUGGGGAAUCUACUAAUAUCUUUUUCCAGCAGCAGCAG